Messenger RNA from Rotaria sp. Silwood2, 723 nucleotides. Lineage: Eukaryota; Metazoa; Rotifera; Eurotatoria; Philodinida; Philodinidae. The record is from the annotation of a GenBank genome assembly.
AUGGAUGCGAAUAGUGGUGAUAAAAAAAACGUUAGUCUCAUCGUAGCUACCUAUAAAUCAGCUUUACCACAUCAAGGCGCACUUGCACUUACUAUACUACUCCUUAUUAAUCUUUAUUUUGCUGGCAUGUCAUCCAUUACAGUGACAAGUCGAAUCGGCUUUGCAAUGGCUCGUGAUGAUGUAUUUCCAUGUUCGAAUUAUCUUCGUUGGAUAUUCGAACCGACUAAAACACCCCUUGCUAAUGUUCUCUUCGUGUUCAUCAUUGAUUCUCUUCUUCAACUACUUCAAUUAAGAUCAACUACAGCCUUUCUUGCUCUCAUUGCCACUACUACACUUGGCUUUCAAAUAUCAUAUUUUAUGCCUAUUUUUUUUCGUUGUACAGCUUCUCGAAAAACAUUUCCUGUGAGCGAAUUUAAUUUAGGACGAUUCAGUAUUCCGAUUGGAAUUAUCUCAUCGAUAUGGCUUUUUAUUACAUCAAUUCUUAUGUGUUUUCCUACUGAAUAUCCGGUGACAAAAGAUAAUAUGAACUAUGCCAUCGUAAUUAUUGGUGGGGUUGCAUUGAUUGCAUUAAUCUAUUGGAUGGCUUCCGCUCGUUAUCGGUUCGUCGGUCCAAAACGAAUUGAUAUGGAUCCGACAUCGUUGCCACCUGGAUAUUUUAUAGAUGAUCAUGAACUGACGUUUAUAGUGUCCAACUCGCCCAAUACUAUGGUCACUCAUUUCUGA